AUUAAAUUUAAAAAUUUGAGUAAAUUAAUUUUUUUUCUAAAAUGAGUGUUUGGAAAAUUUUUGUUAUUACAUAUUUUUUUAUUCAAGAAUCGACAUGUUCCGGUGAAUAUCAAGUCAGUUUAACAUUUGGAGAUCUCUUACCGGAAGAUCCAAAAUCCUACGAUAAAAUGAGACCUCCUAAAAAAGUAGGUCAACCAACAAUUGUUUAUUUUCAUGUUACUGUCAUGGGCUUAGAUUCAAUAGAUGAAACGUCUAUGACGUAUGCUGCUGACAUAUUUUUCGCACAAACUUGGAAAGAUUAUAGAUUACGUCUUCCUGAAAAUAUGACAUCAGAAUAUAGGUUAUUAGAAGUUGAUUGGUUAAAAAAUAUGUGGAGACCAGAUUCAUAUUUUAAAAAUGCUAAAUCGGUUACAUUUCAAACUAUGACUAUACCAAAUCAUUAUUUAUGGUUAUAUAAAGAUAAGACAAUUUUAUAUAUGGUUAAGCUAACUUUAAAAUUAUCAUGCGCCAUGAAUUUUAUAAUUUAUCCUCAUGAUACCCAAGAAUGUAAAUUGCAAAUGGAAAGUUUAUCUCAUACAACAGAUGAUUUAAUUUUUCAAUGGGAUCCUGAUGUUCCUUUAGUGGUUGAUGAAAAUAUUGAACUUCCUCAAUUACAGUUAGUGAAAAAUUAUACAGCUGACUGUACACAAGUUUAUUCAACAGGUAAUUUUACAUGCCUAGAAGUCAUAUUCGUUUUGAAAAGACGUUUGGGUUAUUAUUUAUUUCAUACGUAUAUACCUACCUGUCUCAUUGUUAUAAUGUCGUGGGUGUCUUUUUGGAUUAAACCAGAAGCGGCUCCAGCCAGAGUUACUCUAGGAGUGACUUCUCUCUUAACACUCUCAACACAACAUGCGAAAUCACAAGCAUCACUUCCACCUGUUUCCUAUUUGAAAGCUGUGGAUGCAUUUAUGUCUGUUUGUACAAUAUUCGUCUUUAUGGCACUAAUGGAAUAUUGUUUAGUUAAUAUUGUUUUGGGUGAUAAUGAUAGUCCGGCAAAUAAAGAAAAAGAUAGAAAAUCUGCGUUGGCAGCAGCCGCAGCCGCUGCAGCGGCACCAGCGAGGCCGACGACUUUAUCAGCUUUAGAUGGAGAUGGUCCAAGAGCACCAACAGAUCCAAAAAUUUUUGAACUUGCUUCAAAGGAAAAUUCCUUGUUAUUGUUAAAUCGUCAACCAAAAAUCAAGCCAAAAUUAAGCAGAGCUGAUCGAAAUCGUAACAGAGCCAUUAAUAUUGAUAGGUUUUCUCGAGUAUUUUUUCCGUUUUUAUUCGCUGUUUUAAAUGGUACUUAUUGGGUUAUGUUUGCAGAAUACAUAUAA
Molecule: messenger RNA, 1352 nt
Organism: Chrysoperla carnea
Lineage: Eukaryota; Metazoa; Arthropoda; Insecta; Neuroptera; Chrysopidae
Gene: ort
Product: glycine receptor subunit alpha-3
Exons: 12
Coding region: 42-1352 (436 amino acids)
Biological process (GO): nervous system process; signal transduction; chloride transmembrane transport
Cellular component (GO): membrane; synapse; neuron projection
Molecular function (GO): neurotransmitter receptor activity; extracellular ligand-gated monoatomic ion channel activity; transmembrane signaling receptor activity
Source: RefSeq, a predicted model, not a curated record